AUGCUGGGAGGUUUCUGGCAGGUGACGGACAUCAUCAUCCCGAAUCGCCAGCGCUCCUCUGCACAGUUCUUCUCCGUCAUGAAUUCGAGCAGCGGCGGAAGCAGCAGCAGCGGCGGCAGUCCCGGCGAGGCGCGGACGCACUGCGGUCUUCCCGCGCACCAGCGCCCGCAUCCGCCGCCGCGGCCGUCGUACCCGCCUGACCCGCGCGCGUUCGACUUCUCCUUUGCACUCAACAACCCCGAAUUCAGCGACCGCUGCCUCUCCCUCGAAAUUGCCGCGGAUGAGCUGGAGGACGAAGGUGGUCGUGAGCCGGGGGAAGAGCAGGAGCACGCGGAGGAAGGAUGGCGUAAGCAGGGACACAAGAACGGUCACGAGCGAGAGCGCGGAGAGGAAUUACGGAAGGGUAAAGAAGAGCGGAUGGGGAAUAACGGAAUGGCGUUUGCAGAUCUCGCUGCCACAGCUGGCAUGGACGGCUCAGAUUCAAGCACGAUCGACGGCGUGACUGAUGCCGCAGCAGCCUCUGCUGCUGGCGCUGACAGAAACAGUGGAGGUGCAGCAGCAGCUGGUGCUGCUUUCAUUGGCAGCAGAAGCAGCAGCAGCAGCAAGAGCAGCAGCAGCAGCAGAAGCAGCAGCAGCAGCAGCGGGGGUGCAGAGCAGCAGGUGCAGGUGCCUUGUGAGACAUCUCAGAAGCCUCGUAGGGUGCAGGUGCACGUGAUAUCAGCCAUCCUCGUGUCCCAGUCUGACUUCUUCAAAUCUCUCUUCUCACCGCAAUGGCGCCUGCCUCCUCCUCUCCCUCCUCCUUCUACUUCGUCUGACUGUGCAAAGCCUGCUCCGGUCACCAUCCGACUCGCACCCGAAGAGCAUCACCCCUUCAUGCAUCUGCUGCACUAUCUGUACACGGGGCGGCUAGGCUCCGAUGAUCCCGAGGCUGUGCUGCACCUGCUGCUGCUGGCGAAUAAGUUCUCCGUGCUAUCCUGUGUGGACGUGUGCGCGCACCACCUGAGGUCGGUGAUUCUGCAGUCACGGACGGUGAUGAGAACAACGCUUUGGGCUGUUUUAAGAUGGACUUUUGAGGCGCCUUUUCAGGCGCCUUUUGCGGCGCCUUUUGAGGCGACUUUUGAGGCGCCUCAAAAGGAGUCACGUCGACUCAAAAGCGGAAUCUGCUGGAACGAUGAUCCCAAGGCUGUGCUGCACCUGCUGCUGCUCGCCAAUAAGUUCUCCGUCUUAUCCUGCCUCUCCCCACCCUCUCCCCACCCUCUCCCCACCCUCUCCCCACCCUCUCCCCACCCUCUCCCCACCCUCUCCCCACCCUCUCCCCACCCUCUCCCCACCCUCUCCCCACCCUCUCCCCACCCUCUCCCCACCCUCUCCCCACCCUCUCCCCACCCUCUCCCCACCCUCUCCCCACCCUCUCCCCACCCUCUCCCCACCCUCUCCCCACCCUCUCCCCACCCUCUCCCCACCCUCUCCCCACCCUCUCCCCACCCUCUCCCCACCCUCUCCCCACCCUCUCCCCACCCUCUCCCCACCCUCUCCCCACCCUCUCCCCACCCUCUCCCCACCCUCUCCCCACCCUCUCCCCACCCUCUCCCCACCCUCUCCCCACCCUCUCCCCACCCUCUCCCCACCCUCUCCCCAUUCUCCUCUCACCUUUCCACCAUCCACUAUCUGUGUACUGGGGGAAGUGCCUCUCACCUGAUCUGCUGCCAUACACUCUUUCUUUCUUUCUCCGCUACAGGGAGCCUCCUUCCUGCUCGCCUCAUCCUCCGCCUUCUUGGUACAGCACUUCACCUCUCUCAAUUCCACAGGUGGCAGACUUCCGGCUUCCUCUGGUCACUCACUCUGCCCACUCUCUGCCCACUCUAUGCUCUCUUUCCCUUUCCCUCCCUUCCCCUCUGUUAUUUCUGCAGCCUCCUUCCUGCUCGCCUCCUCCUAAGCCUUCCUGCCUCCUUCCUCCUUGCCUCCUCCUCGGCCUUCCUGGUGCAGCACUUCACCUCUCUGGAUGCCACCUGGCAGACGCCCGACUUUCUCUCUCUCCCUCUCGAGGCGCUGCAAGCCCUGCUGGGGAGCGACGACGUGGGAGUGCAGGCCGAGGAGACGGUGCUGCAAGCCUGCCUGCACUGGGUGCGGCACCACUGGCCGGACGACUUAGCACAGCGCAAGGAGAUGCUGGGAAGGUUAGCAGGCAACAUUCGCUUCCCAGCAAUGGCAACAUCUGCCCUGCAUGUGCUCAUCACCACCACACCAGAAGCGGACUCCCCCACCCUCCACGCACUCGUCACAGAGGCCCUCUGGUUCAAGUGCUCCUCGUUUGAACGCCAGCAGCAACUGAUUCUAGACUCAAUUCAGCAGCAGCACAGGCGAUACCAGCGCCGGCGCCAGCUGUCCGUCUGUAGCGAGGUGCUGCUGCAGGACUGCUACAUGCUACAGCCGGGACAGGCAAUACUCUUGGCAGGCGCCUCAACAGCUGUUCGCCUGCACGCUAGGCUGUCCAUCUGUAGCGAGGUGCUGCUACAGGACUUCUACAUGCUACAGGACUUCUACAUGCUACAGGACUUCUACAUGCUACUGGACUUCUACAUGCUACAGGACUUCUACAUGCUACAGGACUUCUACAUGCUACAGGACUUCUACAUGCUACAGGACUUCUACAUGCUACAGGACUUCUACAUGCUACAGGACUUCUACAUGCUACAGGACUUCUACAUGCUACAAGACUUCUACAUGCUACAGGACUUCUACAUGCUACAGGACUUCUACAUGCUACAGGACUUCUACAUGCUACAGGACUUCUACAUGCUACAGGACUUCUACAUGCUACAGGACUUCUACAUGCUACAGGACUUCUACAUGCUACAGGACUUCUACAUGCUACAGCCGGGACAGGCCGUACAUACUGCUAGCAGGAGCCCCGCGCACGACAGGGUGUUGGACGACAGUGUGACCAUCGAGGGGCAGAGGCAGAAGCACCACUUAUUGCUCACUGCCUUCUUCCCACCCUCCUUCUCACACCCCUUCCCACACCCCUCUCCCGCUCUCUCCUCAGCAGAGCCCCACGCACGGCAGGGUGUUGGACGACAGU
This is a messenger RNA of Closterium sp. NIES-65, 3082 nucleotides long. The record is from the annotation of a GenBank genome assembly. NCBI's taxonomy places the organism in Eukaryota, Viridiplantae, Streptophyta, Zygnematophyceae, Desmidiales, Closteriaceae.